AUCCCUACCAAUAUCAGCGACACCUGCACGACCUUCUUCAACACCCUCAAUUCAGAUGCAAGCAUCAAGAGCUGCACCACUCCACUCCUCUCAGCGACUCAGUACUACACGGGUUCCAAUGCCACCAGCAGCACCGAAGCAAAGACGGCACUGCAGGACUCCCUCUCGGAGCUGUGUGCCAGUGAUGCCGGCUGUGAUACAGACCUGGUCAGGCAGUACCUUAGCUCCUUCUGGACUAGCUGUAUGACCGAGAUUCAGAACGAGAACAAGGAGGUACAGGACGUGUACGACGUCUUGUACCUCUUGGUGCCAUUCCGAGAGGCCAUUUGCUCAGAGGACGAUAGUGGAAACUACUGCCUACUUGAAACGGCCAACUCCACUACCAGCAGCACUACAUCCAAGCGAGACCUCCCCGCGCUCAAGCUAGGACUGCCUGGGAACGUUCUGAAAAGGAUGAGGGAUCAUGCAUCGAUGCUCCCCAAUGCCAAGAGACAUGAAGCAGCAGAGACCGCAGAAGUCGCAGAGCCUCUGGAGGCCCGGCAGUCCAGUGACAACGCUACCGACGCAGCCUCAACGGUAGACUCUCUCAACGGCACCAACAUCGCCUUCCUCUUCCUGCAACCGGACUCGGACAAGUCCGUCCUCUGUGGCACCUGCGCCCAAAGUAUCCUCGCCUCCUACAUCAAGUUCGAGACGGCCCUACCCUAUGCCAUUGGUCUGAGCAACUCGCAUAUCUUCAGUGGUCAGAGUGCACUUUACAAGGCUGGACAGGCCACCUGCGGAGAUACCUGGGCUACAAAGGUGAAUGAGAUUGCCGGAACAACAGACUUUGCAAAGGUGGCAGGAGCGGCG
This is a messenger RNA of Microstroma glucosiphilum, 852 nucleotides long. RefSeq lists its product as hypothetical. The annotation marks the transcript as partial. The record is from RefSeq and is a predicted model, not a curated record. Lineage: Eukaryota; Fungi; Basidiomycota; Exobasidiomycetes; Microstromatales; Microstromataceae. The transcript has a single exon.